ACGCACUUUCUGCGCCCGCCCGUCCCUUCGUGCGUCGGCUCUGCCUCCCUUCGCUCCGCCUGCCGAAGGGGUGCGCGUGGGCUGGGGACGGCGGAGCCUCGGACAAGAGCAGAGGAGCUCCAAGCACCAAAGAUGGAUUCUUCUUCCCAAAUUACUCCGACUCCCCCCUGAGCCCCUCUUUCUCAAUCUCCACUGCCCUCCACCUGCAUCGCACUCCCUUCCUCUUGGAUGACAAGAAAUGGGGCCUCCCCUCCCCGCCCUGGGAAGCUGAGAGACUGAAACCAGAUGGGGACCCAUGGAACGUUGCAGGUAGCCGUUUGCCCCGAGAGCAAGAGAGAGAGCGACAUGUGACAUUUGACUGCCCUGCACUCACUGGUAGAAGAGUCAGUCCCCAAGGAGACUAAAGUGAGUUUCACCAUGGCAAAAGAGGAGCUCCCAAGUAUCUCAAAGGACUUGCAGGAGCUGCAGAAGAAGCUGUCUUUGCUGAUAGAAUCCUUCCAGACUAACGUAAAGGUGGUUGCCUUUAUGAAGUCUCCGGUGGGUCAGUACUUGGACAGGCAUCCUUUUCUGGCCCUCACCUUGCUGGUGUUCAUUGCCAUGUCGGUGGUUCCGGUUGGUUUCUUCCUGCUCCUUGUGGUGCUUACAUCACUGGCUGCUUUUGUGGGAGUCAUAUUACUGGAAGGACUGGUGAUUUCUGUGGGUGGCCUCUCACUGCUUUGCGUCCUCUGUGGCUUGGCCUUUGUAUCGCUCGCCAUGUCGGGAACAAUUACUGUGUCUUAUGUGGUGGUCUCCAGCCUCAUCAACUACUGGUUUUCUCUCAGACGAUUGGCAUAGCAAAACCCUGGCGGCGACUGUCAGCUGACAAUGAAGCCCCCCGACUUUGUGGGGCCUUACCAGGAAUGACCAGCCUGAACAGAACCGAAGCAUUUUUCACAAGCGUCUCUGAGUCAUACUCAGCCCUUGAGUUUAUGACUCUGAGGAGGGGACUGCGUAGUCAGGCAUUCCUGGAAUGCGUCUUCUAGCACUUUCAUUUACCAUCUGAAGGAUCCUGCAGUGACCAAUUUGGGGAUCUUGUGUCAAUUGGAUUUGGAUGGUUGAUCCACCCUCACCUGGAGAAUCAGCAGGGAAUGGUGUGACAACUCCACAGCUCCUUCUUCCUCUCACGUUCCAGCCCCCAAGUAUGCAGACUUGACCUUGGCAGAGCCCUGGGCCUCUAGACCUCUGCAGCUUGACCACCAAAGCCUCAGAGCUUGGGUCCAAGGGCCCAAUUCGGGCAACUAUGGAAUCGUUUUUUUUUUGUUGUUUAAAGAAAUGAGGGAAGCAGUUUGUUUCUUUAUCCAUUUGAAACAAGGUAGGGGAGAAAAAGUACAAACAGCAAACUCUUCUGCCUUACUAGCUUUUUUUUUUUUCUUGUUAAAUUAACUGAUGCUUUUUUUUCCCACUUUUUUUUUUUUUUAACUGUAGAUGAAGGUUUACAGAACAAACUAGUUCCUCAUUAAACAGUUAGUACACAUAUUGUUUUAUGACUUCGGGUAGCAGCCCCACGACAUGUCAACCCUCUCCCUUCUCAACCUUGGGUUCCCUAUUACCAGCUUUCCUCUUCCCUCCUGCCUUCUAGUCCUUGCCUCAGGGCUGGUGCAAGGACUUUAGUCUUUGUUUUGUUUUAUGGGCCUGUCCAAUCUUUUGCUCAAGGGCUUACUAGCUUUUUAUGAGAAAGAACAGCAACAUUUGGGAAUAAUCACCACUAUGAGAAAAUCAGAAAAUGGGGUCAAAAUUUAACUUUAUGGCCAAGGGUGUUUUCUUUUUUUUUUUUAAGUCUAAAGGUGUGGUUUCCACUGUUACUGUUGAGUACCAUUAAGUAUUUUUAAUCUGUAAACAUUUGCACUUGAUACACUUUUAAAUUGUUUUAAAGAACUUGUGCUAUUAAGCCAUUUCUUCAAAAAGUCCUAUAAAAACUGCUGAGGGACUAUGAAAAAUAAAAAAAUCCUGUGGGG
Molecule: messenger RNA, 1994 nt
Organism: Loxodonta africana (African savanna elephant)
Lineage: Eukaryota; Metazoa; Chordata; Mammalia; Proboscidea; Elephantidae
Gene: LDAF1
Product: lipid droplet assembly factor 1
Exons: 6
Coding region: 418-834 (138 amino acids)
Source: RefSeq, a predicted model, not a curated record